AUGAAUGUGCACCCUAUGAUUUCGUCAACCCUCUUCCUGAUACUAGGGACAUUGGCUUCUUUCUUACCUAUAAUAUUACCAACUGCUGUUAUUCCGCUAAAGCCAGGAGAGCGUCUAAUGAAAGUGGAAAAAUCGUCUGGCCCGAAAAUCGUCUUCUUUCUGUCCUCCGAAAAAGAAAAAGGAGUUAGAAUAUUGACAUUAUCAAUUGCCCACGUGAAAGCUUUAAAGCAAGGUUCGCAAGACAGUCAGAAUCAGAAAGAGAGCCUAAAAGAAGAAGAGUCACUCACUCCUCCGCCAAGAAGUAAAGCAACCCCUGCUGUUCUCAUUGCUGCGUCGAAAGGGGUAGGGAGGGAGAGGUCUAUCAAUGACUUAAAAACGACGUUGCCUACUCACCACCUUGCUCUUAUGAAAGAGGACAUUCGUGAACAACCCCUAGAUUCGGAUUAG
Molecule: messenger RNA, 447 nt
Organism: Prunus armeniaca (apricot)
Lineage: Eukaryota; Viridiplantae; Streptophyta; Magnoliopsida; Rosales; Rosaceae
Source: the annotation of a GenBank genome assembly